Molecule: messenger RNA, 1186 nt
Organism: Schistocerca piceifrons (Central American locust)
Lineage: Eukaryota; Metazoa; Arthropoda; Insecta; Orthoptera; Acrididae
Gene: IFT43
Product: intraflagellar transport protein 43 homolog
Exons: 8
Coding region: 89-727 (212 amino acids)
Biological process (GO): intraciliary retrograde transport
Cellular component (GO): cilium; intraciliary transport particle A
Source: RefSeq, a predicted model, not a curated record
CUCGGAGUUUGCCUGGAUGCUGUUGCCAUGGUAAUAUAAACAAUAACAGGCAACAGCCAGCAGGUGAAAAGUGCUUGUAAACUUUGUUAUGGAUUUCGAUGGUGAUUUAAAUUUCAAUUUUGGAAAGAAGCUAACAGCCCGCAAAGGUAGAAGGGCUGGCAAUGCCAGCUCACCAAAAGAAGACGCAGCUGCUGAUGGUACCAUAGAUAGUCCUGGAUCUGCACCAGGUUCUGGACUAUCAAGAGGCUCACUGCAGGAACUUGAGGAUGCCUUGCCUGCAGCACCACCGAGAUCUAGACGUUCUGGUGGGUGGGCAGAUGAAGGUGUAAAAUCUGGAAAGAAACGGAGUGCCAGCAACAUAAUUGAGCAGGAACGGUUCAGAAGAACAGAAGAUGUUAAGGAUGACUCUGAUGAUGAUAUACCAGUGAUACCAGACCUGGAUGACAUACAAGAUGAAGACUUGACAACACAGAUUGCCAGUACUCCAUCGGUCAAUCUGAAUAAAGUAGCAGCAUAUAAGGAGCUUGACUCCGAUCUAUUCAAACAUUCAGCAUUUGGGACUCUUGAUAACAUUAAUUUACAGCUCCUUACAAAAAGCCUUAGACCAGAAAAUGAUGUAAAAGAGAUAGAUGAGCCAUGGAACUGGGAUCUGCUGUUCACUGAUAUAGCAUCGGAGCUUCAUAGUGAAUGGGAAAGUACGGAAAACAAGGCAAAGGAAGUGACCUGAAUUUAUAGUCACACAACUAGAUUUUAAAUCAGUUCAGGGUUGCAUCUGUUACUGAUGCAUAAAUACGUAAUUUUUCAGAGAAUAGAAUGGUGCUAAAUUACGGCUGGACACAUUUCAAAAAGUGUGAUAGUAUUUAGGCUUUUCCAAUGAUUACUGCUCUCUCUGUUGUUCACAACUGUUACAUAACAAACAAUAGUUCUUAAGACCCCAUUACUUUUGCUAAAGCCUACACCAACAGGAGCUUGCAAAUAUUUGACUUAUUUGUUUACUGUUUUAUUUGGAGCCAUCGUUCCUCACCUACAGUCUUUUCUCCUCCUUGAUUUUGAAUUGACAGAUAAGCUAUUAUCUCUAUUGAGCUUUAUGUAGAGUAAUGUACAUUCUUUUACAUUUUCUGAAAAAGAUAUUGAUUUAUAGCAGGUACAUCUAUGUUUGAAGAGAAAUACACUACUUCUCAGCAAA